Nezara viridula (southern green stink bug) is the source of this 1610-nucleotide messenger RNA. The record is from the annotation of a GenBank genome assembly. NCBI's taxonomy places the organism in Eukaryota, Metazoa, Arthropoda, Insecta, Hemiptera, Pentatomidae.
CGACCUUGAAUGUUUUGUUGUGAUCAAAACCUUUAGUAAGCAGAGGUUAUAGUUGUCACGAGGGCUACAUGGAGAACAACAUGGAUGAGUCUGACUGUGAAUCUGUUGGUUCUAAAGAAGGUGGUAGUGAAAGUGAGAAUGUGGAAGAAAAUAAUGAAGUUAGCGAAACUGAUGGAAAUAGUGAUAACAAAGAAUUAGAGAAUGAAGAUGAAAUUUCAUUGAAGGAAACUGUGGAUGAUGCAAAUGACAACCAGGCUGAAAAACAAACUUUUAAAGAUUUAGGUGUUAUAGAUGUUCUAUGUGAAGCAUGUGAAAAGCUUAAAUGGUCAGAGCCUACUAAAAUUCAAAAAGAAGCUAUUCCAUUAGCCCUUGCUGGUCGAGAUGUUAUUGGUUUGGCUGAGACUGGAUCUGGUAAAACAGCAGCUUUUGCUUUACCUAUCUUACAGGCACUAUUAGAAAAUCCUCAGCGGUAUUUUGCAGUUAUUUUGACACCUACUAGAGAAUUGGCUUUUCAAAUUUCUGAACAGUUUGAAGCUCUUGGUUCUGGAAUUGGAGUGAAAACUGCUGUGAUUGUCGGUGGUAUGGAUAUGAUGUCUCAGGCUAUGAUGCUAGCUAAGAAACCUCAUAUACUAAUUGCUACACCUGGAAGGCUUGUUGAUCAUUUGGAAAAUACAAAAGGCUUUAAUCUGAAAUCUGUCAAAUAUCUGGUGAUGGAUGAAGCAGAUCGUAUUUUAAAUAUGGACUUUGAAAUUGAAGUAGAUAAAAUCCUUAGUGUUUUCCCAAGAGAAAGGCGUACUUUUUUGUUUUCAGCCACAAUGACAAAAAAAGUACAAAAGCUGCAAAGAGCCUGUUUGAGAAAUCCUGUCAAAGUUGAAGUAUCUACUAAGUACAAAACUGUAGAAAAACUUCAACAAUACUACAUAUUUAUUCCUAUGAGAUAUAAGGAUGUGUAUUUAGUAUAUCUGAUGAAUGAAAUGGCUGGAAAUUCUUUUAUGAUAUUUUGUGCCACGUGUAAUGGAACCAUGAAAACAGCUCUGAUGCUUCGAAACUUAGGAAUGUCUGCUAUUCCUUUAAAUGGACAAAUGUCUCAAAACAAACGUUUAGCUGCGUUAACCAAAUUUAGAGCAAAAUCAAGGACUGCAUUGAUUUCUACUGACGUUGCCAGCAGGGGUCUUGACAUUCCACAUGUUGACGUUGUCAUCAACCUAGACAUACCUACUCACAGUAAAGAUUAUAUUCAUCGUGUAGGUAGGACAGCUCGAGCUGGUAGAGCUGGUGUAGCUGUCACAUUUGUCACUCAGUAUGAUGUAGAACUUUACCAGAGAAUUGAACAUUUGAUUGGGAAAAAAUUACCAAAAUUUGAAACAAAGGAUGAAGAAGUAAUGGUACUAGAAGAGAGAGUUGGUGAAGCAAAACGGACAGCUGUGCAGCAAAUAAGAGAUUUGGAAGAUAUUAAAGGAAGAAAAAAGAGACGUCCAAAUGUUGAUAAGAGUUUUGAAGAUGAUACUGAAACAUCUUUAGGUAUCCGUAAGCGCAAGUUUGGAAAUAAGAAAAAUAAAAUGCAAAAAAAAUUUGGAAAAAGAAAAAAAUAGUUUUUAUUUUUUGUUUUA